This is a messenger RNA of Parascedosporium putredinis, 1581 nucleotides long. The record is from the annotation of a GenBank genome assembly. NCBI's taxonomy places the organism in Eukaryota, Fungi, Ascomycota, Sordariomycetes, Microascales, Microascaceae.
AUGGGUGGGCUCAUGGGUGAGGAUACCUUUCCCGACGCACACUGCGAGGAGCGGUGCUUGAACGCGGCGCUGCCGUAUUAUGCCAAGAAUAUGCAAUUCGACAAUCUCUUCUACUUCACCUCCGUCCCGCAGGUGGGGCUAGCCAACCGGAUGGCCGGCUUGGCUGUCGGUGCCACGGUCGGUGGCGGAUCUACCGUCAACGGAAUGGCGUGGGAUAGAGGCUCAAAGGCCGACUACGAUGCCUGGGAAGAGUUGGGGAACCCCGAGCUUGUGGACAAGUAUAAUUACGCCCUCAGCGAUGAUGGCUUCGGAGAUGGGCCGGUCCAAGAAGCAGGAAUCCAUAUUCGAACCGACGGUGGAACCAAUGGCGUGAAUGUGGGUUUCCACUGGAACCCCUCCGACAUCGACCCCGUCAACGGGACACGAGUCUCGUCGAGGAAGGCGUACUGGGACCCGGCGAGUGACCGGCCGAACCUCUCCAUCAUCGUCAACACUUUUGUGGCGACGGUCGGAUUCGAAAACGCAACGGCCAGCGGCGUGAACAUCGUGAGCCGCGCCUCGGGAGAAACUGUUUUCGUCCCCGCCCAGGCCGAGGUGAUUCUCGCAGCGGGGUCGGCCCAUACACCACAGAUUCUGCAACUCAGCGGAGUCGGGCCCCGCGACCUUUUGGAGGAGUUGGAAAUCGAGCAGGUCGUUGACCUUCCUGGCGUGGGGUCGAAUUUUCAGGACCACCUCUCCAUAUCCACGGCUUGGCGAUUCGUAAACGACACCGAACUAAACCCGACUGCGCUCAACGACGAAGAUUUCCUGGAUGCGGCCUUUGACGAAUAUUGGGAAAACAAAACGGGCCCGAUUACCCACACCGGAAAGCACUGCCGCGUCAUGCUUUCCCUCGGCAACCUGACCGACGCUGUCUCGGACAUCGUGGCCGAGCUGGAAGAAGAAGACCCCACCCAGUACCUCGGCGAAGUCUACCUGGCCAGCGAAGAGCUCAUGGCCGGGUACAAGGCCCAGCACGCCAUCCUCAGCCGAAUCGUAGGCAGCGACGAAGUCUCCGUGUUCGAGCACACGUUUGGGGGCGGCGCCGACAUGAGUUUCCAUCCCCAGAAGCCCUUCUCGCGCGGCACGAUCCGCAUCGCGAGCACGGAUCCGCACCCCGCCGACUCUCCGCCGCAGAUAGACUUCCGAGCCAUGACGCACCCGCUCGACAUGAAGAUUGCUCUGCUGGGCUUGAAGUUUGGUCGGAGCAUCAUGAACGGAGACGCCAUGAGCGGGCUGGGAACGCGGGACGUUUCCCCUGGGGCCGACAUCACCGACGACGCCGAGCUGGAGCAGCUUCUCCGCAGUAGGACCAUCUCUCCCAGUAACGCGCACCCGGUUGGGACCACGGCGAUGAUGCCGCGGGAGCUGGGUGGUGUGGUGGACCCGACGCUCAAGGUAUACGGGGUCGAGCGUCUGAGGGUGGUGGACGCGGGCGUGUUUCCUCUUCUGCCGACGUGCCAUACGCAAGCCACCACGUAUGCUGUGGCUGAGAAGGCGGCGGAUUUGAUUAAGGAAGAUAAAGCGAAAUAUCUGCGAUGA